AUGGCUGCCGACAGCUCGUCUUCACUGACCUCGACGUCGCACACAUUAACGGCCGGAUCAAACAUGGCAGCGGAUUCAUCUCCCUCCAAAGGAGCUGCCCUGGCUUUGUUGCAAAACUUGCGGCGCGGGAACCGCCAUGUCUUCCUGCAACCGACAACCGAACUACCUACCGAAUCACUCAACCUGGUGCGAGACACAUUGGAAGCCUUCGCCACGCAAGUCGGCGAGGAGCAGGAGCGCCGGUUGAAGGAAUCAAGGAAACGAAAACGCGGCGGCGAAAAGGAGGACAUUCUGAAGCUUCGAAAAAUCUACGUUGAUGGCUUCCAAACAAACCAGGUCUGGCAGCAGGCCAAGAAAGUUAUCGGUGGCGUCCUGGAGUUUUCCGAGUCUCUUCUUGACGAGAUGGAGGAGAGAAAUGAGAUUACUCUGAUCAAUGGUCACGAUACUGGAGAGGACGAUGAUGCGAGCAAUCUGAGCGCCGAGUCUGUAGAAGAGGACGAAGCGGACGAAGACUCUGAGAAUUCCGGCUCUGACGAGGAGCUUGAGGAUAUUGAGGAUCCAGAAAAUUUUGGCCAGCUCUCCGAUACUGGUGCAGAGGAGCUUGGCGAACAGGAAAUUGAUGAGAAUGCUGAGGAAGAAGAAGAUCAUGAUGAAGAUAAUAGCGAGGAUGGCGAGUCCUUCGUUGAAGAUCCCGAUGGUCUCAAUGAUGGGUUCUUCUCCCUCGACGACUUCAACAAGCAGACUCAAUGGUUCGAGGAGCAAGAUACCCGUGGCGAUCCGAAUACAGACAUGGCCAGCGACGAUGAAGAAGUAGACUGGACUACAGACCCCAACGCACCGGCCCAAAGUUCCAAAGUCUCAACGAGUAGAAAGACCAGGGAGGCAGACGACGAAAUGGCAGAUGAAGAUGCGGACGAGGAUGAGGACGAUGGUCCUACUUUUGGUGACAUGGCCUUGGAUGCGCCGGAAGGUGAUAGUGAUGACGAGGCGGCGGCAUAUGAAGACGGCUUCGAAGACGCUGAGAAUAACGCCAACGACAUUUUCUAUAAGGACUUCUUCGCGCCACCAUCGCGCAAGAGAGACGCGAAGAAGCCAAGGAAGUCAACCCCCAAGGCUCAAGAGCCUACAGAGCAAGACGUAGAGCGCGCCAUGGCCGAUGUUCGCCGUGACCUCUUCGAUGAUGAAUCAGAAAUGGACGACUCCGAGGAUGCCCUUUCGGAUGCUUCCGCCGGUGACCCGAAGUCUCGCCGAUCAGCGCACGAGCGCAGACAAGCCAAGCUGGCCGAAGAGAUUCGAAAACUCGAAGCCGCCUCCGUUGCCAAGCGCGAAUGGACUUUGUCAGGCGAAGCCAAGGCAGUGGAUCGCCCAACCAACUCGCUCCUUGAACAAGACCUCGACUUCGAAUACAUUGGCAAGCCGGUGCCCGUCAUCACACCCGAAAUUACUGAGAGCAUAGACGAGCUUAUCAAACGCCGUAUCCUCUCACAAGAAUUCGAUGAAGUCCUUAAGCGCCGCCCCGAGACAGAGACCGUCCCCUCAGGGACACGCCGCGGCCUCGUGGACGUCAAGGAUAGCAAGUCGGACAAGAGCCUGGCCCAAAUUUACGAAGAAGAGCACGUGAAAAAUGCGGAUCCCGAUAACUACGUCAGCCAGUCUGAUGAAAAGCUUCAACGCGAGGAAAAAGAGGUAGAAAGCAUGUGGAAGGAGGUCUCCGCCAAGCUCGACGCCCUCAGCAGCUGGCACUACAAGCCCAAGCCUACGGCUGCCUUACUCUCCGUCGUGGCCGACGUGGCAACCAUUGCCAUGGAAGACGCGCAGCCGGCGACGGCGCAAGGCGUGGCCGGCGCGAGCAGCCGCAUGGCGCCGCAGGAGGUGUACAAGGCCGGCGCGGACACAGCCGCCAAGGGCGAGGUGGUGUCCAAGAGCGGACUGCCCGUGGCGCGAGAAGAAAUGUCGCGCGAGGACAAGGCCCGCCGCCGGCGGCAACACAAGGAGCGUGUGCGCAAGGCUGGCAACGGCGGCGCUGGUGGCUCGCGGGCGGGCACGAGCAAAAAGGCGCAGACCAUCGCCGACCUCAAAAAGGGCGGCGUCAAGGUCAUCAACCGCAAGGGCGAGAUCACCGACGUCGACGGCAAGAAGAUCAAGGCGGCCAAGACUAUGUCGAGCGGCAGCUUCAAGCUGUAA
Messenger RNA from Cordyceps militaris CM01, 2184 nucleotides. RefSeq names its product U3 small nucleolar ribonucleoprotein Mpp10. Lineage: Eukaryota; Fungi; Ascomycota; Sordariomycetes; Hypocreales; Cordycipitaceae. The coding region runs from base 1 to 2184 and encodes 727 amino acids. Gene Ontology annotation, cellular component: nucleus; sno(s)RNA-containing ribonucleoprotein complex; Mpp10 complex. Gene Ontology annotation, biological process: rRNA processing. The record is from RefSeq and is a predicted model, not a curated record. The transcript has a single exon.